Bipolaris oryzae ATCC 44560 is the source of this 384-nucleotide messenger RNA. RefSeq lists its product as uncharacterized. NCBI's taxonomy places the organism in Eukaryota, Fungi, Ascomycota, Dothideomycetes, Pleosporales, Pleosporaceae. The record is from RefSeq and is a predicted model, not a curated record. Bases 1 to 384 code for a protein of 127 amino acids. The transcript has a single exon.
AUGCUCCCACCCCUCACCACCUCCCCCUCCUCCAUCUCUCUUGACAGGCCAAUAGCGACAGGCCCGCGGAAUCAGCGACAUGUGAAGCUAUGCACUCGUGGCUCUUGUCUACUCCGCCAUCUAUUACCACGCUCGCUUAGUACAUAUCGAUUACCGAGUCUCAGAGAUUAUGAUUCACAUACAUAUGACAGGAGGCGUAUGCUUAUCCUUGCCUUCACCUGUGGAUGCUAUCUUUUCCAUCACCGCAGUGGCACUAGGGUAUACAUAAGUAGUCAAAGAUCUGCCGUAUGGAGCCUCGGAUCCUCUUCGCCCGAAUAUUCUUUUUCUUCCAACCCGCCCCCUCGACACGGAUCAUAUACAGAGCUGGUGGCGACGCCGGCGUAG